Dissoconium aciculare CBS 342.82 is the source of this 636-nucleotide messenger RNA. RefSeq lists its product as uncharacterized. The transcript has a single exon. The coding region runs from base 95 to 586 and encodes 163 amino acids. NCBI's taxonomy places the organism in Eukaryota, Fungi, Ascomycota, Dothideomycetes, Mycosphaerellales, Dissoconiaceae. The record is from RefSeq and is a predicted model, not a curated record.
GUAUCUCUUGAUAUUACUCCUUUGAUAGCGCCUGGCGCCUGCAUAAUCUCAGCUGACGCUUCACAAACGAUCCGUCACAGCGGGUGGAUAAAAAAUGGCGCCUGUACCGGACAUCCGCCUGUGGGAGGAGGUUUCGCCGGCGCCCGCUGAAAUGCAUAACUCGUGGCGCCUUCCACUGAACCAUGUUCGUUUCUUUGAUUCCGAUAAAGUGUAUCGCCGUGUGGCUCUGAAUGAUGGUGCGAACAAAGGGAACCGGAUCUCUGGAAAUAUAAUGUUGACUUCAGCAGAUUUGGGUAGAGGCGAGGAGAUGGAUCGCGGGACCGAGAACCCCAGAGUCUACUACGAUCCAUAUGGUGAUUUUGGUGACGAUGACGACGAUGACCCAGACGAUUUUUUUUUCUUCGACGAAGGCUACGGUAGUCUUGGAGAGGAAGAUGAGGAUAUUGAAGAGGACGGGGAUGGAGAGGAGUUUGACGGUGACAAAAACAUCGAGCGGGAAGAGGAUGAUCUUCUUCUUGAUGAGGAUCCCUUCAUAUGCGAGGAUUGCGAGUUGUCUGACAGCGACAACGAAGCAAAGGACAAAUGAUGGCUGUGCUGUGCGGAAUGUCGGAGAAAGUAGACUUGAAAUACAGAAGG